AUGUCUUCUCAACCUCCUUCCUAUCACCACCAUCAAUAUUCAGACUCAUCUCAAAUGACCGACGAGAUGGUCAAUCAAGUCGUUGCUUCUACAUCAUCGGUUGAAGAUCGUAUGAGUGUAGAUCAAAUCACUGGACAACCACAACCACCACAAUACAACCAAGACGAGUCAUCAACCAUGAUGAAUCAGGAUGGGGAUCAACAACCAAACAACUCAAUUGCUUCCUCUAAAAUAUCUGCUUCUUCCUUCUCAAAGUUGGCAAAAUUGCAACAACAACAAGAACCAGAGUAUGACGAAUUGGAAGUUAAAGAAUUAGAAGGAGAAAUAUUCGAUAUUCAAAGGAAAUAUCAAUUAGAAGCAAUUAGAGGACAGGGAAGUUAUGGUGUUGUCGCAAGUGCUGUCAACACAAGAAAUGGGCAAAAAUGUGCUGUUAAAAAGAACAAGAAUGUAUUCCCAAGAGUGUCAAAGAAUAACGAAGCAACAGUUCCUCACCGAUCUAAAAUGUCACAAAAGAGAAUUUUGCGUGAAUUGAAGAUUCUGCAACAUUUAUACCAUCCAAACAUUGUAAGAUUGAUGGAUGUCGUUCCUCCAAGAGACUAUGACAGUUUUGGAGACGUUUAUUUUGUCACAGAAUUGAUGGAGGCAGAUUUGAGAGACAUCCUUUCAAGUGAUCAACCAUUGACUGACCAACAUGUGAAAUACUUUAUUUACCAGAUUUUGUUAGCUGUUCACUAUACACAAAGUGCUAACAUUCUCCACAGAGAUUUAAAACCAGAAAAUAUUUUGUUGAACAGUAAUUGUGAGCUGAAAAUUUGUGACUUUGGUUUAGCAAGAGGUAUUGAUUUUGAUCAGGAUCCUCGAAUGAGUACAAAUUACGUUCAAACUCGUUGGUAUAGAGCUCCUGAAUUGAUUUUGAACAAUGAUUUUGUUUCUAAGGAAACUGACAUGUGGUCUAUUGGAUGUAUUAUGGCAGAAUUGAUGGGCAGAAAAGUCUUGUUUAGAGGAACCUGUGCUGUGGAUCAAAUGAGACGUAUUGUCACUACUCUAGGAACACCAAAUUUGGAAGAUAUCAAAGGCUCCGAUCAAGGAGUUGAGUUUAUGGCUACUUUACCUAAAUCUGAAGGAAAAGACUUUUCUAAAUUAUUUCCAAGUGCUAAUCCUCUAGCCAUUGAUUUGUUGAAACGAAUGCUUGAAUUCAACUAUGAAAAGAGAAUCACAACAGAAGAAGCAAUUCGUCAUCAAUAUUUUGCUGAUUUAUUUGAAGAGAGUGAUAUUGUGAAUUGUGACACUCUCUUUGAUUUUGCAUGGGAAGACAAAUUAGUAGAUUCUGAAGAUAUCAAACGUGAAUGUUAUGACUCAAUCAUCAAGUAUAGAAAAGAAAAGAGAAACAACAGAAACUCGUAUCGUUAUCCAAACGUAUCACUCAUCGAACAAAAGAAAAAGAUGAUCAGAGAGAGAAGACAAAAAGAACAAUUGCUUAGACAACAGCAAGAAGAAGCUCAAAGAAGACAGAAAGAAGAUCAAUUAAAACAACAACAAGAAGAAGAGGAAAAGAAUAGACAAGAAGCUAGCAAUUCUACAUCCACAAGCUCACAAGGACAUGCGGGUGUUCGAAAAUCUUCUACCAAUGGAAAAUUCAAACUGUUCAAGAAAGUUAGAGAGCUUCUUCAAUAA
This is a messenger RNA of Naegleria lovaniensis, 1674 nucleotides long. RefSeq lists its product as uncharacterized. The record is from RefSeq and is a predicted model, not a curated record. Lineage: Eukaryota; Heterolobosea; Eutetramitea; Acrasida; Naegleriidae. The transcript is spliced from 3 exons. Gene Ontology annotation, biological process: protein phosphorylation; intracellular signal transduction. Gene Ontology annotation, cellular component: cytoplasm; nucleus. Bases 1 to 1674 code for a protein of 557 amino acids. Gene Ontology annotation, molecular function: ATP binding; protein serine/threonine kinase activity.